CUAAUUAAUAAAAACAACCUUACAUUGCUUUCAAUCGGUCUCUGUGUAUGGCUUCCAUCUAAGUGAGCUUUUUCAAGCAACGCCAUUCUCCACUCAUCAUGCUCCAACAGUUUUGCUUAGUGGCGCCUCAUGCCCGAAAAUAUAUACAUCUUAGAGCCCGUCUUGAACGGGUAUUUUUUAAAAAUGUAUCGAUCGGAGACCUCGUCUAUCUCGUUGCCGUGCCGCUCAAGUCACACCAGCGUAGAUUCACCUCUCCGGUUUACACCUCCCAACAUAUCAAUAUGAACAAUUCUCUUGAAGGGAUAUUUGGGCUGCCUUGUGAAAUCCAACUCAAAAUAUUUGCCGAACUUGAUGAUGAUAGAGAUUGUAUUGCAUUUGGCCUUACCUGCGCAUAUUUCUGGGGUCUCGCACUUCCGGUCCUCCAUGAUAAAUGGGCGGCAAAUUUGGGUUCUUGGGCAGGAGAGAAAAUUGUCUGCGUUGGAGAUUGGGUCAAGGCUGAAGAUUACCCCCCUGGACUUUUCUCAGAUGCUGAGAUUCUCUUCUUCGAUCAGCCUGAAAUAAGAAGUGCCCUUGGUAUUUAUUCUUUGUCAGCCAGCGAACCUAACCCUGUAACAUUAUACGGCUUCAGCUCUCGUGUCAUGGGCUGCAAGCAAGUCCUUGGUACUAUAUGGAAGAACGCAAGAAGAGAAAUACUUCUCAUGAGAUGCUCCAUGGGUUUGGCCAAACACAGCUUAGGGUUUAACACUGCGAAAAAACAUGAUUUCAACACAGCGACAAAACAUGAUUUGAAGAACUUCGAAGAGCAUUGUUUCUAUCCACGGGAUCAACCGUGGAUCCUCCGUAACUUAACGACCAAGGAGUUUAUUCGGUCCGAGGCUGUCGCUCUGAAGCUAGAGUUCAUACAGGGGCCAAGAAUCAAAGGUAUAGGCUUCGCACAUGUUAUCUUGUCUCGCAUCUGCUGGUCAUCGGUGUCAAAUGACGAUAUAGGAGACCCAACGAAAUUCACAAGAGGGGUUUGGGCAGGACAUCGUUUUGAUAUCACGCAGCUCUCAAGACAUAUCGAGACGACUCGGGGAGAAACGUGGAUCGAUAUAAGCAGCGAAGUCAUGGAUGAUAUGUCUCGCAUCUGGGAGCGCAAGUAUGGACCUGAUUGGCGAGAGCGCAUUAUCGAGAGCGUGUUAUUGAGAGAGCGUUAUCGAGCGCGUAGACCGGCAAACGAUUAUUUGGGACCUAUGAUCAGAAAUCUUUCAGUUGCGAGUUGCUAGGCUCCUAUAGAUUGUGUUGGAUUCCUUAGCAAAAUCAUCUUUUGCUGUAUCGGUUUCAUAUAGAUCAGGGACCUAAAUUCAAUGAGCGACUCCCUCCCUACAAAUAUCUAUUUCCCAGGCUUGAGGAGGAUUUCAGGAAGGCCAAAAUGAACGCAAGUAGGAUUAAACGCUCAGUAAAUCACCACGAUAGAAUGUGGCCAUGUUUUUACCACGCACAACCUCAACCAUUAAGUCAUCAGAUCGACAGCUCCAUCAGCAAACUGUGCGAUGGGCUUAACUUGGACGAAUGUAGCCCCUAUAUUCUUCGCUUCCCGCUCUUGAAAAAAAGGCAGGGUUAAAAAGAACCUGAGAACCGUGUUUAUAUAGCAACAUUAGUAUUGCUGGUAGUAAGUGUGACAUUGCAUGGCAAUGGCGGAAUACUGGUGACUCAUGUCUCUUCCAUACUUCGUUCCAUGUCU
This is a messenger RNA of Daldinia decipiens, 1723 nucleotides long. RefSeq lists its product as uncharacterized. Bases 99 to 1265 code for a protein of 388 amino acids. Lineage: Eukaryota; Fungi; Ascomycota; Sordariomycetes; Xylariales; Hypoxylaceae. The transcript is spliced from 3 exons. The record is from RefSeq and is a predicted model, not a curated record.